Messenger RNA from Carassius auratus (goldfish), 1791 nucleotides. Its product is annotated as major histocompatibility complex class I-related gene protein-like. Bases 976 to 1791 code for a protein of 271 amino acids. Gene Ontology annotation, biological process: immune response. Lineage: Eukaryota; Metazoa; Chordata; Actinopteri; Cypriniformes; Cyprinidae. The transcript has 3 exons. Gene Ontology annotation, cellular component: external side of plasma membrane. The record is from RefSeq and is a predicted model, not a curated record.
UUUGAUCAAAUAAAUCUCUGAGAAGAUCUGGUGCAGAGUCAGAGAAGGUUAUUUAAUGAAGGGGAGUUGUUCAAAGUAAUACAAAAUACAAACAAAGACUUGACUUGGUAUGAACAGACUUGAACAGACUUGACACGGCAUGAAAAGACUUGACUCAGCAUUAACAGACUUGAUUUGGUAUGAACAGACUUGACUCGGUUUGAACAGACUUGUCUUGGCAUGAACAGACUUGAACAGACUUGACUCGGCAUGAACAGACUUGAUUUGGUAUGAACAGACUUGACUCGGUAUGAACAGACUUGAACAGACUUUUCUUGGCAUGAACAGACUUGAACAGACUUGUCUUGGCAUGAACAGACUUGAAUAGACUGAACAAACUUGACUCGGCAUGAACAGGCUUGAACAGACUUGACUUGGUAUGAACAGACUUGAUUCGGUAUGAACAGGCCUGACAUGAACAGAAUCAUAAUAUCAAAAUAAAAGAGCAGAAAACCUAAACAAGAAGCAAAACCCAAACCCCAUGUUACAGGUUACAACAUAAUCCAGCAUUCUACAUUAAAUUAUUAUUAUAUGAUAUCAAGAUACAUAAUGCAUAUGGCAUAGUUGUGUUAGUAGUUUGCACUUUACAACAACACUGUUCCUCAUCCAAGCUUUUGUAGUUUCGAGACUACUGUAAUGUUCUACUGAUGGGACUCCCAAUUGUGGCCAGGAUCAAAUAAUAAUUUUUGCAGCUGACUUUUAGGACAACUACUGAAACAGCCACUCCAUACUUCUUUCACUUUUUCACACUAAAGAACUGAGACCUGGAUACCCUAAAUGAGCAGUUAUAAUCAAACAUCUUACUGGUAUUUCUUUUUAUUUUUUAUUUAAUUAAUUUUAUUUUUUUAAUGUAUGGUGUGGCUAAGUAAUAUAAAUGUGUCUGCUUAGUCAGAAAAGGUUAUCCUUGACCAUGUUCCCACAGGUUCUCAUUCGCUGAUGGUUUUUGCCACAUACAUUGCUGGACAGACACAGUUUCCUGAGUUCACUCUUGUGCUGAUGCUAGAUGAUGUGGAAGUGAUGUACUAUGACUCAGUAUCUUUGAAAGCUGUCCACCGCAGUCAGAGUAAUUCAAGUGAUGACAAUGCGGGUAGUAUAUUCAGUGAUAUAUAUGACAUCAUGAAAGAUCGAACAUUUUAUCUUAAGGACCACCAUAAUUGCACAGAUGGUUUGCAUGUUUAUCAGAAACGUGUUGGAUGUGAAUUGCUUGACAAUGAUCUGCCAGGUUUGUUUCUUUCAUUGGAUGCUUUUAAUGGACAAAAUACUGAAGAGUUCACCUUUGAUGUGGUAAAAAGAACUAUGCAAAUUAAUUUACCAUGGAUGAGAAUAAAAGGCAUGGGUCAGGUGGAAUGGAUUCAUGUGAAGUUUCUGUAUGAACAUAUUUAUCACCCUGUUUGCAUGAAGACUUUGCGGGCAUUCCUGGAAAAAGAAAAGAACACUGUGAUGCGAAGAUUGAAACCCAAGGUCAGACUCUUUAGAAAGCCUCUUACAGACUCUCAAGGGCUUCAGAUCAGCUGUCUGGCCACUGGUUUUUACCCCCGUCACAUUAACCUGACCCUGUUCAGAGAUGGUCAGCCUGUGGAUGAUGAUCAGAUCACAGGAGGAGAGAUUCUGCCCAAUGGAGACGGAACGUACCAGAUGAGGAAGAGUUUAGUGAUCAAUGAAGAAGAGCAACAUGACACAUAUUACAAAUGCACAGCAAACUACCUAGACCUGGACAACAAACUGGACAUUGCUUUUGGUAAAGAAAACUAG